Mangifera indica (mango) is the source of this 820-nucleotide messenger RNA. RefSeq names its product 60S ribosomal protein L18a-like protein. The record is from RefSeq and is a predicted model, not a curated record. NCBI's taxonomy places the organism in Eukaryota, Viridiplantae, Streptophyta, Magnoliopsida, Sapindales, Anacardiaceae. The coding region runs from base 239 to 556 and encodes 105 amino acids. The transcript has 5 exons.
UUUUUAGUAAUUUUUUAUGGGAUAUGAGGGAAUUUCUAUAAUCUUAGAAACUUUAUUGAAUGUUUAUGUUUUUUCCCCCUUGUUUCUUCAUGAAACUUGACGAAAGUUGUAUAUUUUUAUCUGGGUUUCUCCAAAGCUUAAGACUUUCGUAACCAUGCUCAGAGUUUUCCUGUAUAUAUGCGAUCUUUUUGAUACUCUUAAAGCAGAGAGCUGAGCUGAGUAGACAGACAUUCUGGCAAUGGGAGACUUGAAUCAACAGGCUUCAACUGAUCUAGUCGACCAGAGAAAGGGUGAAUAUUUGCUUAUCAGAGAUGCAGAAGAUGGCCAGUUGGGCAGGUUUGACAAACCCCUUCCUUGCUUUGGUUGUGGAAUUGGAUGGUUUUCUCUUCUUCUUGGAUUUGUAUGUCCUUUUAUGUGGUACUAUGCAGCAAUCCUUUACUUCAGGAAGUAUUAUCACAAGGACCCAAGGGAGCGAUCUGGACUUGCUGCUUCAGCAAUAGCUGCUUUGAUAUGUACAAUAGUUGUGGUGAUAAUUGUAGGCAUAGUAUUAUUAUAAACCUCCUGACAACACCUCUCUCAAUCUCGCACAUCUCAAACCACCUUCUUUGGCGAUGAAGCUGGAUGAUGGAAGAACUCUACUUUCAGUAUGUUUCAGCCAUGUGAAAACCUGAGGUUGGCCCCUCUCUUUAGCCUUGUACGUAUACAUGUUGUGUAUUAUAGAAGCUUCAACAUCACAGCUGUGGGAUACCCUUGGCUGUGAAGAAUUGUACAGCAAACAUUGCAUAUGAAAAUGUAAGUCUUGCCUGACUUUGUUGGCUCA